Molecule: messenger RNA, 1501 nt
Organism: Eurypyga helias (sunbittern)
Lineage: Eukaryota; Metazoa; Chordata; Aves; Eurypygiformes; Eurypygidae
Gene: CEP70
Product: centrosomal protein 70kDa
Exons: 12
Biological process (GO): regulation of microtubule cytoskeleton organization; cilium assembly
Cellular component (GO): centrosome
Molecular function (GO): gamma-tubulin binding
Source: RefSeq, a predicted model, not a curated record
CUGCAGCAGGAGAAGGCAGAGUGGGAAAACCUGAACAAGCUGUUGGUGCGACAUGGGUUGAAACCGGUGAGCCUUGCUGCCCCCCAAAGCUGCAGAGAUACACCAGAUACGGCUGUCCUAGACAGUCAGGCUUCUCUAGGAAUACGGCUGGCCUUAAAAACGCUGGUGGAAGACACUGACCGAAAGCAGAAGAUCAUGCAGGGGCUUAUGGAGGCUAACCGGCAUCUUCGAGAUGAGAUACGACAGGAGCGAGGUCGGGCAUCUCAACAAGAACAACGGGCUAAUGAUUUAGAAAAUGUGGUGAAAAACAUCAAGUCCAAGAUUUGCCAGCUGGAAGAUGAGAUGAUAGCUAAAGUGGCCCAGCAGCAGAACCAAGUCAGAGAGCUUCAAAAAGAUCAACAGGUUUCACGGGCAAAAUACCAACAGCAGCAGGAAAGGCUGCAGAAGCAGGAAGAGACGAUUGCCCGUUUGCAGAAGGAGCUGUGCAAAGCUGGGAUGGAGGAGCAACAGCCUGCUGCCGCUCAGAACAAAACGUUCUGCCGCUUUUGCAGAAGAGCUGCCAAGCCUCUCCUGGAUCAGCAGUAAGCAUUCCUUUGUCUGAUUGACUAUUAUGAAUCUCAAAUUAGUCAAAUGAAAAAGGAGCUAAGGCAGUAUAAAAACGAUGAAGACCAGGCACAGAGAGAAGUCAAAAGCAAGGAAGAAUUCUUAAAUCUAGAUGCUACUCCUAGUUACAGAGCACUUCUCACGUCUUUCCAGAAACAGCUCAUUGAAACAAGAGCCAGGAAUGAACAGCUUUUGCUUGAAAAUAUGAAUCUCAAGAAAGAUUUGGAAAUAAGACCAACUGUGCAGGAAUUAAAGCUUUACAAGCACCAAGUGAAGAAACUAGAGAGAACUUUAAAGAAAACUACCCAAUCUUCGGGGAGCGGUGCCGGAGGAAGCGCAGACGAAAAGAAGGAACCUGGGAGUGUGGUGGGAGUGGAUCAGCUGCAGGCAGUUUGCCAGCAAUACUUACAGGUUUUGUCCCGUAUUGAUUCUAUUUUGCGAAGCCCGAGAGCCCCCCUGUUAAUACACAGGCGCAGUAAAGGGCCGGUGCAGCAUCACGUUAAGGAGAAUGGAGAGGAAUGUGGCUUUGAGCACCUCCCGCUCGCCAUAGAGAUGUGGGCAGAUCAGCUGAUGGCCCUGAAGGAUUUGCAUAGGUCCUUGAGAAAACUCUUCCUGGAAUUGGUGCCCUGGCACACCGCGGAUCCGCAGGGCGACAGAGAAUCCGUACGAGUUGAAGACCUCCAGUUCCUAGUAGAUGCAGUGUUGGAAGAAAUAGAAAAUAAGGAAAAGAGCAGCCAGGCACCGUCCUUACCAACCCUGUUGGGAAUAGUCUCUCACUUCCAGAAGCUGUUUGACGUCAGCUCUCUGAAUGGCGUUUAUCCGCGAAUGAACGAGGUGUACAUGAAGCUUGGGGUGAUGACCAACGCUAUGAGAAAUAUCCAGGAGCUCCUGGAACUAG